Messenger RNA from Rhipicephalus sanguineus (brown dog tick), 929 nucleotides. RefSeq lists its product as uncharacterized. The record is from RefSeq and is a predicted model, not a curated record. The coding region runs from base 278 to 694 and encodes 138 amino acids. Lineage: Eukaryota; Metazoa; Arthropoda; Arachnida; Ixodida; Ixodidae. The transcript is spliced from 3 exons.
ACAAGGCGAUAUAGAAUGGUCCUUGGUCAGCGCUACGUCCCGUGGCUCUGUUUGUUCCGAUUCGUCGUUUCUUAUCUCGCCGUACACUGGUGUGUUGCGGGGCCAUUUACCCACGGCUUGUGUCCCGACGCGAACGGAUUCUGGAUGAUGGUGUGGCGCAAGACCCACUUCCAGUCGACCGGCCGGAAGUACGAGUCGGCCUCCUGGACUCGACUGGACACCAUCACAUGGUCCUUCAGCGACACCGUGCCGUCGUUCCCUACUCCACGAAGAAGCCAUGGAUGCGACGACCGAUGGCGAUUACCUGGUGGAUGACCACCACAGAGCCUACUACCUGGCCCUCUUCGCCUUCCUCACCAUAUCCACGAUGUUGAAGACUGUCCAGCGAUACAUCCGCGUUCCUUACACGCUGGUGGUGUUCCUGGUGGCGGCCGGCUGCACCACGCUGUUCGCGUUGACCAGCAAGCGGAUAGACUUCUACUACAGCUCGAUCGGCGUGCAAGCCUUAACGGCCUUCAUGCCGGCAUUCGUCGUGCACACCACGCAGGGCAUCAACAACUACAUCUUCCGUCGCUGCCACAUCGAGAUCAUAUUCUUCUCCCUGGGAACAUUCGGUACGUCGUGUGUCCAUCGGCACAUGGAGAGUCGAUCCAUCUGUCCGCGGCCAGGAGAGAUGUUGUUACUAUACAAGUAACCAACGCAAAAAUAUUAAGCAUAACACACGAAAGAAAUAGAAUAGACUGGGAAGAGCGCUAUCGUCCUUGUCUCUUGCGUUUCUUUUGUAUGAGGUGUAAUUUUUGAGCACUAGUUACUUGCAGUAACUAGUGCAAAACUUGUAGUAGGAUGUUGAACCAACUAUCCCAACAAGCAGUCUUUCUUACGGAGCCAAAGACCUAGGAAGCCACAUACCUCGGUGUUGUAAGAGCCCG